CUGGCCCCGCCCCCCACGCGCGCAGGACGCGGCCGUUCCCGCUCGGUGCCGCUGCGAUGUCCGGCCCGGCUCCGGAGCCCGACAGCGGGGCAGAGUCCCUCUCCUCCGAUGAAAAAGAAUUGGCAAGAGAAGAGUUAAAUCCCUCCCCAGCUCUCACUCCCUGCCUUUCCCUUGCAGAGGUGACACCCAAUGGCAUGGAGGGAUCGGGAUCGGGAUCGGGAUCGGGAUCGGGAUCGGGAUCGGGAUCGGGAUCGGCUGAGGAGCACCCGGAGGGAGAAGCCAGUUCUGAGGACAGCUCCAGCAGCAGCUCAGAAGAGGAGUCAGAUGAAGAACAGGAGGAGAAGGAAUCCCCACCUUACUGCAAUGAGUCAGGAGAGAGCUGCUUGCCACCCUGUGAGCACUGCAGGAAUGAAAAUGACCAGAAGGAGCAAGUGACCCCCAGGAGACUUGCUGGAGGACAAUUCAUGGUGCAGCUGGACGCGGAGGGCUCCUACCAGUGCAGCAGCACGGGGCUGAUCUUCGAGGUGACGGGCAGGGCCAGGAUCACCUACUCGCUGCUGUCCUGGAGCAAGUACGCCCCGCUGGUGCAGAAGCCGUGGAUCGUGGGCGGGCCGCUGUUCGACGUGCGCUGCUCGGCUCCGGGCGCGCUGCUCUCCAUCCAGUUCCCGCACUGCCUCUGCCUCGGCGGUCACGGGGCCAGCGUGGCUUUCAAGGUGCUGCACAUCAAGGGCGGUGGCGCGGCCAUCGAGCCCUCGGCCGAGUUCUCGGCGUCGCACGUCAAGUGGGUGGUGAGCUCCCUGUCCCCCGUGGGACCCCUGAUCCACAGCCAGGAGCCCCUGCAGUACCACGGGGCUGUCAUCCUCUACAAGGCCAUCGACGAGCACCCCUCCCUGUCCUUCUGGGUCUACCUGGCCACCAACAAUGACUCCUUCAUCAAGGAUAUCUCAAAGGCUGUAAAACACUCGAAAAGGAAAUUUGUUCAAAUUGAAAAGCCCCCUGUAUGCCAAAAAUUGCUGCAGGAAGGAAAGAAGUACAGACUGAUCUGUGAGCCAGAGGCUGAAAUAACUCCUGAGGAGAUUGAGUUUGUUGAUGGGUCACUGCUGAAGCUGAAGAGUUACUUUGAGGUGUAUUUGGAGAAGCCUGAUGACUUCACCCUGUCCCUGGUGGAGCAGGACUCGGAUGAGACUGUCUGGAAAGCCAAGCUGAGGGAGAGGGAUUGGAUCCACUAUGACCAGAACAGGAACGAGCAGAAGAGGAGCACAGGCAGUGUGAAGAGGAGGAAGCCAGCCCUCAGCAUCCUGGAGGAAGAGGGGCUCCACAGCAAAAAGCAAAAAACUGGCGGCACUGCAGAUGGAGUGGGAGCAAAAAGCUUGACAGACCAACAGCUGCUGGUGAUUGCCAAGCUGCUGGACCGGCACUGGAGGGAGAUGGCCAUCGAGUGUCUGCAGAUGGAGAUGAAGGACAUCGAUGACAUCCGGGCCAUGGAGGACAACGUGACCAUGCAGAAACUGCUGGUGCUGAGGAAGUGGAGAGACAGGGAGCAGGGCCAUGGCACUGCAGAGGCUCUGCAGAGGACCCUGGGGGAAAAGGCCACCUACGAGAUCCUGCAGGCAUUGCAAGGUAUCAGCUCCCAGGGAAUGUGAACCCAUCCUGACUCAGCUGGGGUUGGGAAUUCCAUCAGGGAAUUCCAUCAGGGAAUUUACCUGGGGAAAAAAAGCCACCUAUGAGAUCCUGCAGGCACUGCAAGGUAUCAGCAGCUCCUGGGGACUGAGCCCAUCCUGACUCAGCUGGGGUUGGGAAUUCCAUCAGGGAAUUCCAUCAGGGAAUGUACCAAAUCACCACUGCACCAUUUGUUCUGGAGGUCAAACUUGUCUCCUUUCCACUUCCCCAGCAGUGAUUUUAUUUUUUGUGGUGGUUUUAUCCUUCAGGGACUGAUACAAAAGGAACAUUUUUGUCCCAAGUGUGGAGAGCUCUCCCAGCAUGACUGGGUGUCCAAAGCAGUUCUUGGGAUUUCCUGGAAGUCCCGAGAGGAGCUCUUUACUUCAGGAAUGGUUAAUUAAUGGUUAAUUAACACCUUCCCUGAUGGAGGUCUUGGUGGUUCCAUCCCAUGUGGGAUGGGUUUCCCAAGGGAGCUCCCCCUCCUUUCCAUGGAGCUCUUUUGUUCAGUUCACCUUCUGCAAAUCCAAGUUACUCCAGGAGCUGGGAGUUAUCCCUGCCCAUGGCAGGGGUUGGAAUUCAAUGACCUUUAAGGUCCUUUCCAACCCAGACCAUUCCAUAAUUUUAUGAACUCAGCCAGCCAAGGGGAUUUGUCCUCAAAAAUCGAAUUUUUUUUUUUUUUUUUUUUUGCAACAGCAAAACCUUGUUCUUUCUCAAUUCCUUCACUUGGAACAAAAGGAAAUGGCCUCAGGUUGUGCCAGGGGAGGUUCAGACUGGAUAUUGGGAACAUUCCUUCAUGGAAAGGGCUGUCCAGGCCUGGCACAGGCCCCACCAUGGAGGGAUCUGUCACAGCUGUGGAGGUGGCACCUGGGGACGUGGAGCUGUGGUGGCCUGGGCAGUGCUGGGGAAUGGUUGGGCUGGAGGACCUUGGAGGCCUUUUCCAGCCUAAUUCCAUGGUUAAUUCUCCCUGGAAAGAGCCUGGGGAUGCAGGAGAGCUCUCCCUCACAGACUCUGUGCCGCAGCCUUGUCCUGCGUUUAAUACAUUUAUUUUUCAACCUAAAUUUUUAAAUCCAGUUUCUCCCAGUUUAAAUCUUGCAGGAGCUUCAGAGAUCCCACAAUCCAGGUGUGUUUUUCCUUUCCCUCAGGUUCCUGGCUCAGAGCUGAGCCAGCUGGAAGGAGGACGAGGAGGAGGAGGAGGAGGUGGGAGCUUCCCAGUCCAACCAUUCUGCUCCCCUGGGAUCCUGCUGGGGCUCAGGAAUGUUCCUGGUGGGAAGUUCAGGCAGGAUCCUCCAGAGAAACGUGAAUGGAGUUUGGUGUGGGAAGGAGCCACUUCCAAGGCUUUCAGGAGAGGUGGAUCCCAGAAUUCUGGGCUUCACCCCCAGGGAAAGCCCCUCCAGGAGGGCACAAACACUGGAAGAAGCCACUUGAUCUUUUUCAUCGCCUGGAAAAGAUUUUUUAUUUCCUUCAGGGAAAAAUAGGGAGAAGAAUUCCCCUGGAACCUUUCAUCCCUUCCCAAACCCACUGAACUGCCAGAAUCGUGAGGUGCAUUGGAUUUCUCAUGGAUCAGGGAAGAAGAGUCCAAAACUUGUACCAAAUUCCUUGGCAUAAUCACUGUAUCUAUGGAAUUACUGUACAGAUCCCGUGCAUCCAGUCCUCGUUCAGCUGUGGUUCUGCUUCCUGAGAUUCCCAAGGAUGGGAACACCACUGUGAACUCCAGGCAGCUCGGAAUUUCCCCAUGGAAUUUCUUCUCCCCUCUUUUCUGUGUAGCUUGUCUCCGUUUUUUACGUUGUGUAAUUCUUUUUUUUUUUUUUUUUUUGUAUGAGAAACUUUUUAUACUUUUUUUUAGGUUUUUUUUAUACUUGAUUUAUUCGAACUUGGAUAGAAUUUAGGUGCUUAAAAUGUGAGGAGCCGAAAUCCCUGUGCUGCAGGAAUUGGAAAAAAAUGUGGGAAAAAUGGAAUUUGCAGAAGAGAGGAGUGACCAGAUCUAGGAUUGUCUUGUUUUUAAGGCUGUGGGAUGCUUGGGAUCAUCUUCCUCUGUGGAUGUUUGGGAAAGGAAAACAUACUUUUGAAAAACAAGGAUUAAACAGGAAAAAUGUCCUUUA
This is a messenger RNA of Serinus canaria (Common canary), 3758 nucleotides long. RefSeq names its product caspase recruitment domain family member 8 (gene CARD8). The coding region runs from base 57 to 1643 and encodes 528 amino acids. The transcript is spliced from 14 exons. Gene Ontology annotation, biological process: regulation of DNA-templated transcription elongation; mRNA export from nucleus; signal transduction. The record is from RefSeq and is a predicted model, not a curated record. Gene Ontology annotation, cellular component: THO complex part of transcription export complex. Gene Ontology annotation, molecular function: protein binding. Lineage: Eukaryota; Metazoa; Chordata; Aves; Passeriformes; Fringillidae.